CUGAUAGUGCUUAUCGCGAUAUGAAACGACUGCUGCAUAGUCAAUCGAUCAUUGUUUCCGGAGAAUCUGGAGCCGGCAAAACAGAGUCACAGAAGUGCAUUCUGCGUUAUCUCUGCGAAUCAUGGGGAUCCACUGCUGGCCCAGUUGAACAGCGAAUCCUUGAAACUAAUCCAAUUCUGGAAGCAUUUGGUAAUGCGAAAACAGUGCGCAACAACAACAGCAGUCGAUUUGGGAAGUUCGUCGAAAUACACUUCAAUCGAAAGGUAACUGCUUUUGGGAAACUUAUUCAGUGUUUAUUGCGAAAUAACAACCAGCAUGCGAUGCGUUUCCUAACUUUUCGGACCCCGACUUCAACUUGCGUGCUGGAAAGACCAGAAGGUGACUUGCGCGACGAGCUUGUGGACGAUUAUGCAGAUUUUCAAAGACUGCUAAAAGGUCUGCGCAGCAUUGGUUUCAGCGAGCAAGACGUGAACAUUAUAUUCGCUGUGGUCGCUGCAGUACUCCAUCUCGGCAAUGUUCAUUUCAUUGAAAACCUCGAAGAUUCUAAAGGCGGAUGCAUGGUCGAGCCGUCCAAUGAAGUCUCGCUUCGGCAUGCCGCGUCACUACUUGGUCUGGACGACUUCGAACUGAAAAGUGGUUUGACCACUCGAAUCAUGCAGCCCGUCAAAGGAGGCGACAAAGGCACCAUUAUAAGGGUGCCACUAAAGCCGUAUGAAGCAUCGGCUGCUCGUGAUGCGCUUGCAAAAGCCGUUUAUAGUAGAUUAUUUGAUGCCAUCGUUGCCCGUAUUAAUAAGUGCAUUCCAUUCGGUGACAGCGUGUCUUACAUCGGCGUUCUGGAUAUUGCCGGGUUU
Messenger RNA from Gongylonema pulchrum, 851 nucleotides. NCBI's taxonomy places the organism in Eukaryota, Metazoa, Nematoda, Chromadorea, Rhabditida, Gongylonematidae. The record is from the annotation of a GenBank genome assembly.